AUCAAGAUGACCGACUCCGCCGGUGCGAAAAUGAACGCUGCGACCAUCGCCGAGCCCUUCAGCUUGGCCGUGCGCCAGUACAUUGAGCAGGAUAUGGGUGGCGUGGGUCCCAAGCUCGUGGGUUUGCUGGCUCACGGCGACCCGGCCGCCAAGAAGUACGCCGAGUGGACGGGCAAGGCCUGUGCACGCGACGGCAUCCGCUACGAGCUGCGCGAAGUGCCCAAGGACGAGCUGCUGGAGGCUUUGGAGAAGGCCAACAAAGACUCGGAUGUGCACGGUAUUCUCGUGUACUACCCGUGCUUCGGCGCCUUCCCGAGCUUCUUCGGUGGCACCAUGGACGAUUUUUUGCGCGACAGCAUCAGCAUUAAGAAGGACGUGGAAGGACUGUGCCAAUUCUACCGUGGCAACUUGUACCGUAACAUCCGCUACGUAGACGACGAGAAGACGCAAAAGUGCGUGCUACCUUGCACACCUUUGGCAAUUGUCAAGAUCCUCGAACACCUUGGCGUUUAUGACAAGACCAAGCCUACUGGCAACCACUUGUCAGGUGUUAACAUCACGGUUAUUAACCGUAGUGACAUUGUCGGCCGCCCAUUGGCUGCUGUGCUUGCGAAUGACGGCGCUGACGUGUACAGCGCCGACAUUGACUCGCUGUACCUAUUCCGUCGCGGUAAGCUCAUCCCGAGCGAAGAGACGCAGGAGACGGCGUGUAAGAAGUCUCGUGUCAUCAUUACUGGCGUCCCCGUUAAGAGCUACAAGCUGCCGCUUGAGUGGGUGAGCGAGAACACGGUCAUCAUCAACGUCGCGUCCUUCAAGAACGUGGACGAGGCCGAGCUGCUUAAGAUAAAGGGCGUGCAGUACGUGCCACUGGUGGGUAAGGUCACGGUGGCCAUGCUCGAACGCAACCUGCUGCGUCUGUACGAGAACUUCCACUGGAAGCCUAAGAAGGUCUGGCAGUAAGAGUGUGGAUGAGGAUAGAGAGAACACCUCGCUCACCGCUAAAAUGCAUAAAUCUUCCCCGUUACAGGGAAAUUUACA
Molecule: messenger RNA, 1038 nt
Organism: Phytophthora infestans T30-4
Lineage: Eukaryota; Oomycota; Peronosporomycetes; Peronosporales; Peronosporaceae
Product: tetrahydrofolate dehydrogenase
Exons: 1
Coding region: 7-960 (317 amino acids)
Biological process (GO): tetrahydrofolate interconversion; purine nucleobase biosynthetic process
Cellular component (GO): cytosol
Molecular function (GO): methylenetetrahydrofolate dehydrogenase (NAD+) activity; methenyltetrahydrofolate cyclohydrolase activity; methylenetetrahydrofolate dehydrogenase (NADP+) activity
Source: RefSeq, a predicted model, not a curated record